GACCCUUGCACCCUCGGACAAGUCAAGGAUCCACACCCGUCCAACACCGUAAACCGCGACGGGUAUGCACGGUGUACGUGCGGGUCUCCAUAAUCCACACCGUACCCGUACCCGCCACACCCGUCAGCGAUAAACCGCGGGUUUACCCGUACCCGUGCUCUACCCUAGAUAUGGCGACAACUUGGCAUCAUGAUAAUGGCACUAAUCGCCCCCGAGUUGAUGGUUACAUGGGCUAUGCGCCAGCGGCUCAGCGCUCAACAAGUUACAAGACAGUUCGAUGAAUCGGGGUAUCCCAGUGUUCGUCCGGCGUUUGAAGAAAGGGUGUCUGUUGAAACACCUGGAACUAGAAAUCCCUUUCUUCUCCUCUUUCUCCGCUUCCAUGAGGGUACCGCUCGCCUCUCUCUCCUGCUUUUUACAGGUGUAUUAUCUGUGCUCGUGUCUCCUUGGCGUUUCCUUUGUGCUCUCGUAGGGUGGGUUGCAAGACGGAUACAGUCAGAGCAUUCCGAACCCGACUCUGAAGUUUCUACGUGGACUCAGACGCACAGCUUCUUUGUGCUCAUGGGUGGUUUCAUGCUUUAUGCGAACGGGAAACCCUACCUUACACUACGUCCUGACUACAUUCUCAAACUGAUACAUGACAAGUGUAUCGACGCUCCUACCCUGACCGCAAAGCAGAUCCACGACAGGAGCAAAGGCAAUGCGAUAUCGAAAGGAUUGGUCAUGCUCCAGGUGGCCUGGUUCGUCAUGCAACUCAUCACCCGCGCUGUCUAUCACCUCGAAAUCACCCAGCUCGAAGUGGGGACACUUGCUUUUGCGGUUCUUAAUUUCCUCACUUAUGCUGUGUGGUGGGACAAGCCUCUCGAUGUGCAAUGUCCACAUCCAAUGUACUGGAAGUCAACUGUGUCAAGGCCAGAGGAUCACAUCGAUGUCAGCGACAGAGACGAAUUCGCUCAGCUUCGGUACUUGCCUCGAGUCUUCAGCCCAAUUAUAGAGCUGAUAGGCUGGCCUGACAUUGCCACAUCUCGAAAACUUGAAGUUCCAACAUUUGAUGGCAGCAUCACUCUCAAAGGUUCGGACAGUAUGGUUCUUCUGCUAGCUGGAUAUUCUAUGGGAACCAUAUUCGGCGGCAUCCAUUGUAUGGCUUGGUUUUUUGUGUUCCCCACAUACGAGGAACAGGUGCUAUGGCGCCUAAGUGCCGUCGUUACAACUUGCACACCCUGCCUUUGUUUGAGUGCCUACUUAAACUCGGAAAUGAUAAUAAACCCCUUCACGAGCGUCAUGCGGGGUCUAUAUCUUAUGAUUUGUUUCGCAUUUGCCAUGUUGUACAUUACAGCUCGUGUUGUCCUCUUGGUACUUAUGUUCACCACUUUACGCAAUCUUCCUCCUAACGCAUACAAGGCGGUGUUGUGGACUAGUUUGGUGCCGCACUUGUAA
Molecule: messenger RNA, 1434 nt
Organism: Suillus plorans
Lineage: Eukaryota; Fungi; Basidiomycota; Agaricomycetes; Boletales; Suillaceae
Exons: 4
Coding region: 190-1434 (414 amino acids)
Source: RefSeq, a predicted model, not a curated record